AUGGUUUUGAAUCUCUUGUUCCGAAGUCUGGAGAUCUGGCUCACUGUCCGACUCCUUCGAAGUCCGAUCUUCCAUCGUAUGGUGGGCCGAGUUCACCAGAAAGUUCAACAUAUCAGAUACGGGGUGCCUCCGGAGGAGCAGGGAGGCACUAAUCUCGAGGGACAAGAUAUGAAGUACAAAAAAUUCCUUGAGCAUUUCAAGGAAGAGCUGAAGGACCAGAUGAAGGGAAACCCGCGGAACAAAUUCUAA
Penicillium psychrosexuale is the source of this 249-nucleotide messenger RNA. RefSeq lists its product as uncharacterized. The coding region runs from base 1 to 249 and encodes 82 amino acids. The transcript has 4 exons. The record is from RefSeq and is a predicted model, not a curated record. NCBI's taxonomy places the organism in Eukaryota, Fungi, Ascomycota, Eurotiomycetes, Eurotiales, Aspergillaceae.